Pleuronectes platessa (European plaice) is the source of this 1110-nucleotide messenger RNA. RefSeq names its product exocyst complex component 1 like (gene exoc1l). The transcript is spliced from 3 exons. The record is from RefSeq and is a predicted model, not a curated record. Bases 210 to 779 code for a protein of 189 amino acids. NCBI's taxonomy places the organism in Eukaryota, Metazoa, Chordata, Actinopteri, Pleuronectiformes, Pleuronectidae.
UCCGCUGCCAGGUCCCACUGUUGUCCUCGACCUCGAUCUUCAUCUUCUUUUUCUCAACUCUCUCUCUCUUUUUUCUCUCCUGGAUUCUUUUUCAUCUCUUGUCACUGCUUUAUUCGUUGGACUUCUUCUUUGACUGUUUUUCUGCUUACGUGAAGGCUUUUUUCCACGACUGUCCACGGCUUUUAUUGUUUUUCCUUCCUCUCACAGUAAUGUCGUCUCUUCUGAGGGAGGAGAUGCAGCGAGUUUUAUUCCGACCUUCAAAACAGAGACUGGUGGAGUUCAUCGAGAUCGAGGAGCCGACGCAGGGACGACAUUUUCUUUGUGUUGCAGUUGCAAAAAACAAAGUGGUGCAGUUGUGUAUAGUGCGAUGUCAGAUCUCUGAGCCGUCACUUAACACCGGCUCCAAGAAGACGGACACUAAACGCUCCAGCAUCCAGGACAGCUACAGGAGGACUGAGGUCUGGUCCCUGCAUGACCUGACUCUUGUGGAUGGACGGGACCCCGAUGUGGAUGACCCAUGUUUCCUGCUGCACUUUGACAAGGUGCGGACAGUGACGGCCGUCAGCUGCUCAGCCAAAUAUGCCAUUGUGCGAGCCCUGGUGGCGCUCAGCGAUCAGCACUGUAAGAUGUCACUGAACCUCCGGAACUUUGACUGGAGCUACAUCAAGCCCACCUCCUUCUACUCCAACCGAGGAGACUGUGUUGUUCUGACACAGAUCUGCUUCUAUGCAUUCAACCUGGUGUGUCUGUCCAUGUGUCCCGUGCCCCUCGAUGCAUAAUGGAAGGAAAAAAUGACUGUGUGUAUUUGUGUGUGUGUUUGAGAUUGUGUGUGUGUUUCCGUAAUAAAACUGUGGCAGAUUAAUUGUAUAUAACGUGUCUUGAGUAGGAGGUGGGACCUAAUUGUAGUCUUAAUGUUGCUUCUGUUGCACAAGCGUCAUUUACCAAGAAAUGUGUUUUGCAGUCAUAUUCAAGUUUCAAGCAGCUUGGUAUUUGUUCACAGGAUAAUUUGUGAUGUUUUAAUUAGCUAUCCCUGAAAGUUCUCUAUUCUGUGCAUUACUGUAAAAAUAUUAGUUUCAAAAAAGGGAAAAGAAAUAAAGCUAUUCAGAAUCC